Vitrella brassicaformis is the source of this 2561-nucleotide messenger RNA. The record is from the annotation of a GenBank genome assembly. NCBI's taxonomy places the organism in Eukaryota, Vitrellaceae.
UCAGCUGCAGAAACGAAAUGCCCUCGAACACAUGGCCCAGGUCGUUGGCCAUACCCACUUGCUGCACACAUGACCACCGAGACACAUUGAGCGAAGAUGCACACUGCCCUGCACCUGCUGCUGGAGCUUCUCUGCAGACAGGGAUCGAGACAGAGUUCAAGAGGGCUGCAAUAGAGUUUCCUCUGCCUGUACCUGCGGCGUAGUACUGUGCAAUUCGAUUUUUCGCCUUGCCAAGCAGCUCUUCAGCCUGCGUCCUUUCCAGGCCCUCAUUCUGUCGACACGAUAGACACACAGACAAACAUGCAGUUUCAUCUUCGCUCUCUGUCCUCAUCGUACACAUCACCUCAUAUUCCGCCUCUUCCGCAGCCCGGUUCUUCUGGGCCUCUUUCAUGUCGCCAUCGAUCUGGACGAUGGCGGCUUGUAUUGACUGCAUCUGAGCUGCCGCAUCGGCCGCCUGCAUCACACGCACACAUACGGACGGACGAACAAGAGGGCAACCAUUCAUUUCUCAUGCGGAUGUACCUCCUCUUUCACUGUCUCAACGUCGCUCAGCAGCUGUGAGAUUGUCUGGCUCAUCGUCACGUUCUCCUGUCGUGUGUUCGCAAGCUCUUCACUGCAGUAAUCGCGAUGCUGGUCAUCCUUGUGCUGCUCAUCGGCCAUGGUAUCCAGCACCCGAUCGACCAGCCGCGCAACAGGCGCGAACUUGCUGCCGCCCUUAACCCGUGGCUGUCCCUGUCUCUGGACCUGGCCAAUGCCGGCACGCUGCAUGAGUUGACUGAGGACGGCAGGGGGCAAGGAAGCGGCCAGCUGCAUCAAUUGGGCUUUGGUCAGCUGCUGUGGCUGCUGCGCGGGGAGGCCCACGGGGGGUGAGAGAUGACGAGCAGCGGCCUUGUCGAGUUGGAUGAGAGAUGGGGCCGGCACGGUCUUUUUGAAAAGGUCCAGCGCGUCGUCGUCAUUAAUUAGUUUGACGGUCUGCCGACGGCACCACACCACAGAUAUGCAUGGAUCACUUCUGCCCAUGCGUCUCACCUCACUGAUGGCCUGAAACUCUUCGCUUCGUGACGCAGCACGAGCCUCGCGCUCCUGCAUGUUCAGCUCGGCCAUCAUUACAUUAUGGCUGAGCAGGAAACAUCAUUGGCUCCUGCCGGUCGUCUCACUCACCUUAGCUUUGGUCUCGCAGCUGUUCACCAAGCCCUGGAGUGAGUGCUGAUUGGCGGCAAGCCUCUCUUGUGCCUCCUGAGUGUGCCGUGUACACAUACCAUACGGUAAGUAAGGACAUCGAUGACAACGUCUUUUGUGAAUGUGUGCUGACCUUCAGGUUGGUCUUUCGGUCCUGCUGCUUCAUCUGUAGAGUUGCGUGGCGGUGGCUCUUCCGCUUGAGGGCCUGACAGGGGCAGAACACCCAGAAAGACACACCUGACCGCAUCAUAAAGAGCGCCCGCGUGUAUUAGCGAGCUGACCGCCUCUGCUGCCAUUUUCUCCUCAGUCUUGGAUUUGUGAAGCUCGUCGAACGCCUGGGCAGCUGCCUCCUCGCGCUUGUUCUCUGCAGCGACACAUUAUAACAGAUAAUACAUUGACUGCCUUGCUCGGCGUGUCGGAGCAAUCGCCAGCAAAGUGGUUGACCUUGUGCAAGGUCCUGCUCGAAGUUGUCCAGCAUUUGCGCGAGCAUGCCCAGGACCUCCAAAGACUGCGGGGAGUAGUCGCCGAAGGGGCUUUGCUGGCUGAUCGCGCUGAGCACCUGCUGACUGCGGCUGCUGCCCGAGGCCUGACAAAUGCCAAUAGCACAGGGGGAAGAUAUGCAUCACUUCAUUCUCUCGGGCGUCAGGACCUGCAGCUGUGCCUUCAAGCUGAGGAGCUGCUGACUUCCCUGCCCAUUGACAGAGGAUGUUGGCCAGCACUCAGUGAGGUUUUGUCUCAUACCUGUCCCUGCUUGAGGAUAGGAAUGGCCUGUUUGAGGGCCGCAAUGGAUGACCUGAGGUCGGCGGCUUCGCUCUCGUAAUCCUCCCUGUCGCGAGCCCUUCAUAACACCAGAGCACAACGUUCAAUGCCCUCCCGACUUGACUGCGGAGGAAUGGCACCUGACUGCGGCGGCUUUUUUAGUUCUGCCGUGGUUUCUCCUACUUCGUUUGUGAGGUCAUCUAUCUCCUGGCAGAACCGGCUGAGUGUGGCAGUGGUCUCCUUGAUCUUCCCCUCCAGCUUUGGAAUGGUCUCCUCAUCCGCCUUAAUUGCAUCGCUGAGCUGACUUUGCGUGGCUGACAAAACACACCCGGCCAAGUAUUCAUUGCUCUGUGUGGGUACCUGUCGACUCGUGUGUACCUUUGCAAUAGCACGCAUGUUUGUCGUACAGUUGGUCCUGUGGAAAUACAACGGCAGGCAGAGUCUGUGGGUCUCUCAUGAAAUGAACUGACCUCCUUCAGGGACUCCUCUUCGACCUCCUUGGCCAGCGCAUUCAAUAGAUUAACCACCUUCCUGAUGGGAUUUGGACCGGAAAGCGCAGUGCUACUAGCCGAUUGCUGCCCCCCGAACACACCGAUUGCCAGAACAGACAGCCAGGCCUUCAU